Molecule: messenger RNA, 3210 nt
Organism: Tuber aestivum (summer truffle)
Lineage: Eukaryota; Fungi; Ascomycota; Pezizomycetes; Pezizales; Tuberaceae
Source: the annotation of a GenBank genome assembly
UCAGCGCCAGACUGCAUCUCUCCGUGAUGAGGGUCAAGCCUCAAGAAGUAUAAGGUCAAAAGGUACUGUACCGCUGUUUUUUUCGUUUAAUUACAUCUGCCUUUUGUUCCCGACCAUUUGCACGGCAGGUUAAAGGGAAUGCUUUCGACAUUGAUCCACUUGCACCAAAAAAAACAGAAGCGUCUCGGUCAAGCGGUGGGAGGAGCAUAGGGCUGAUACUCGGGGGGUCUGAGCUGCGUCGCACUCGUGCUCCUGGAAGAUCCUCCUCUGUCCGGGAUUCAACCAGUGACGUAUGAUACCGGUAGCUCUGCUGGGCCUUCCGGCUGAACCACUUUCGGCUUUCAUUUGUCUGGUUUUCACGUGUAAGAAGUUUGAUCUCUAUUCUCGCACUGCAGUGAUCAUUUUCCGCUUCCCCCGCCAUCCCCCUUUCCCUUCCCCCCCUCCUUGCUCCGAGACGGCCGCUGACAACACCAUACUCCGCAGAUCAUUGCGCUUCAUCCCUCACUGCCCCCCUCCUGCUUUCGUCCCUCCCUCGUCCUUCUCUUCCAUACACCUGCAGCUAGCAUCUCUGCACCAUAAUGGCCAGUGCACGCUCCUCAAUGAGGUCUCUUGGGAGACCCUUUCUUAUCGGUACCGCUGUGGGUAUUGGUGGCAUUAUCGCAUACAGGUCAUACUCACCUCGGCCCACCUCGCAUGCGUACUCCGUCAACAAAGAUGGUGACGACCCUUCUACGGUCGGAGCUCUAAACGCGAUGGGUGGUUUCUCAGCACCGCCAAAGUUUCCACUUCUACCAAAUAGAGAGGAGCAGAUUAAUCGACUGCGAGCCGGGACGGAGGGAAAUGAGUACGAUUUGUUGGUCAUUGGGGGUGGUGCAACCGGUAGUGGAAUUGCCCUGGAUGCUGCCAGUCGUGGCCUGAAGGUGGCAAUGGUGGAGCGCGAUGAUUUUUCUUCGGGAACGAGUAGCAAGAGCACUAAGCUUGUGCACGGGGGUGUACGCUAUCUUGAGAAAGCUUUAAAGGAAUUGGAUUACAGCCAGUAUCAGCUUGUCAAGGAAGCCCUCAGGGAACGUGCCGUGUUCUUGACCACAGCCCCUCAUUUGAGCAUGAGUUUACCUAUCAUGUUACCGGUUUAUGAAUGGUGGAAAGCUCCGUAUUACUGGGUGGGAACCAAAGUUUACGACUUCCUGGCUGGGAAAGAAAAUUUAGAGAGUUCAUACUUUUUGACCAGAGGUAAAGCUUUGGAGGCGUUCCCGAUGUUGAAAGGGAAUGGACUGGCUGGCGCUCUGGUGUACUACGGUUCGUGGUUCUCCCCCGGUCCGGUUGAUUGAGGGCUCAUUGGAGUAGACGGAUCCCACAACGACUCCCGUAUGAAUGUAUCCAUUGCGCUUACAGCAGCACUUUACGGUGCGGCAAUUGCCAAUCACGUGGAGGUGAACGGAUUGAUCAAAGAUCCGGCUACGGGUAAGGUUACCGGUGUUAAAGUCCGCGACCUUGUACACCAAUCGGGGGGUGGGAGGCUGGGCAGAGGAGGGGGCGCUGGAGAGAGCGAGUUUGUGGUAAAGGCUAAGGUAUGCACGGAAACAUGUCUCGAUCGAUUGCAACUUAGGAGGCUUAAGAGGCUGAGUUUCCAUAGGGUGUGAUCAAUGCUACCGGCCCUUUCACCGACAGUAUUCGCAAACUUGAUCAAGGCGAAACAACACAAGAAAUCGUUGCACCGAGUAGUGGUGUGCACAUCGUCCUCCCGGGGUACUACUCACCUGCUCGAAUGGCAAGAUUGUGACUCCAUAGACAAUAUCAGCUCCCAGCUAAACGAGAAUUCAGGGUUUGAUCGAUCCCAAUACCUCUGAUGGUCGUGUAAUAUUCUUUCUCCCGUGGCAGGGCAACACUAUCGCUGGCACCACUGACGCUCCAACCGCGAUUACACCCCACCCCCUCCCACGAGAGGAGGAGAUCAACUGGAUCCUUAACGAGAUCCGGCGCUACCUGGCCCCGGAUAUUAACGUGCGCCGUGGGGAUGUCCUCGCGGCCUGGUCCGGAAUUCGUCCGCUCGUCAAAGACCCCGACGCCAAAAACACCGAGUCGUUGGUACGGAACCAUCUCAUUAAUGUCUCGGAUAGUGGGCUCAUCACAAUCGCGGGGGGGAAAUGGACCACUUAUCGUCAAAUGGCCGAAGAGGCUGUCGACGAAGCUGUGAAACAGUUCAAUCUCAAAACGGGCCCAGUGGCCCGCCCCGAUCACGUGCCAACCAUACUAGAGUGGGAUAGCGCAGGUGCCAUUGAUGGUAGCUGCAAAACGGAUCGAUUGAAAUUGAUCGGAGCUCAUUGUUACAGCAAGACGCUGUUCAUUAAUCUCAUUCAACACUUUGGUGUGGAAACCGAGGUUGCCCAGCAUCUUGCUGGUGCUUAUGGAGAUCGCGCAUGGGCCGUCGCUUCACUCUCCGCCCCAACAGAGCAGCGAUUCCCUGUCCGUGGUAAACGCUUGUCCGCCCUUUAUCCGUUCAUUGACGGGGAGGUAAGGUAUGCUGUUCGCCAUGAGUAUGCGCAGACGGCGGUCGACGUUAUCGCACGCAGAACUCGUCUUGCAUUCCUGAAUGUGCAGGCAGCCCUUGAGGCCCUACCUGGAGUUAUCGAUAUUAUGUCUGAGGAGUUGAAGUGGAGCAAAGAGCGGAAGGGUAAAGAGUGGAAAGAGACCGUCGAAUUUUUGGUUAGUAUGGGCCUGCCGGAAAAGAGAGUUAGGGUGACGAGGAGAGAAGUGGAGGGCGGUAUCGUGGGUCGGUGGGGAGUUGACGAGAAGGCGUUUUCAAGACACGGUACGCAUUCUGAAUCCCCGGUAUGACUGCUGCAACUACUAAAUAGCUUGGUGCACAUAGAGGGCCCAAGAGAUGCUUACGACCCCAACCUGAGUAGGAUACGGAAUGGGGGAGUCUGAUCAUCACUGCAUUUUCAUUUUCAUCGCUUUGCCAUAGAUGGGGUUCAAGAGCUUGGAUAGUUCGAGCAAGCGAUGCGUUUGGUUUAGGGCUUCCCUUUUAUCUUUUCAAUUUAACUCACCUUUCCAACUGUACAAUUUUUUCCCCCAUAUUCUUUUUUUGGUUAUAUCAUAGCACAAGUAGAGCAUAGAAGUAUAUUAUACCUCUGCCACGUCAUGAACUAUCACUCAUGUUGGAUCACGGGAGUAGACUAGUGGAUCUUGGUAAGGGACAACUGUGAAAUU